AUGACAAACCAGGGAGGUCAUUCUGGUCCGGGUCACGGUGGGGGAGCUGGCCACCACCACCACCACGCUCCUCACGCAACGCAUGCCCAGGUUCUCGCACAACACAUGAAUCAGCACGUCGCGCUCAGCAAUGAGGUGACAAAGUUCUUGAAAGUGAAUUUGAAGAUACCAAAAGCCCUUCCCUAUGCUCCUGACCAUAUCCAGCAGCGCACCAGCACCACCUGUGUACCGGACACUGAAUAUGAAUGGAACGAACAGUUCUCUAGACGUCAGCAUCAUCUAUCAAAGGGCUUCUUCACCCCACAGCAAGUCACCUAUGAACCUAUCGGUGACGUUGUGCUUGAGUCACGACAUUUGGUCUUCAAAGUCUUUGCAGAUUGUUUGCCCAAAAAAGUUCAUACAGCAGCUUUCUUUGUUGGGAAUAACAAGUUUGGAUUCACACCACCAAAAACAGCUGAUAAAUCAGAGUUAUCAUCAAAGCCUCGCACUCCUGGAGCAGGAGACAAAUCAUUGAGCGGGAGAGUAUCCCAGUUGAAUGAGGACGGAGUUUCCUCGGCAGGGUACACCUACAUCAAAAAGUACCUCAAAGAAUCGGAAAAGAUCCUAGUGGCUGAGAGAGGAGGGCAGACGUUUGAAAAAUGUGUCCAGAAGUUGGAGGACGCUAAAAAGCAGCACGAAAACACUGGUACCCAGCAGCAUACAGUAACCUUCCGCCCUCCUGCCAACCUGCCUCAGGGAGACGCCAUCUUGGCACUCUCUUCGUCUCAGUACAGUCAAGCGAGGGCAGCAAGUGGGAUGUCCACCGAGUCCAUGAAGAGUGACUCAAGCCUGAAGACAAAGUCUAAAACCCAACCCAUUGAUGAGACCGAUGAUGAAGACGAACUUCUUAGACUGAAUUUCCUCCGUAAUUACAAAGCCAUCACGGAGAAACUUCAAGCAGUCCAUCGGGUGUUGAAUGCACUGCACAAUAUGAAGACUAAAGAUCUAAGAUCGAGGGUGCCCCUCUCCCAUGAGAUGGUCAAGUUCCUCUACCGCCAUGUUCCCUAUGAAAGACCCGCUUACAGUCGACUAGCAAGGACCACUGGACGGCAGAUGUCAGUAGCCGCCCCAAUGGGACUGAUCCAAUCUUCAGACACUGUCAGCUCAAGUGACUUAUAUCCCACUGCUGCCACCAAUAUGAGCUCCAAUAAGUGGACCUCCAAGUCCCACCUGAGCAACAAAUCUAGUGUCAUGUCAAAGCCAAAUGAGUUGCCACCGCUGUCAUCGACACCUGUGCAAUGGAGAAAAUUUCGUCAGAAUUUGCCCUCGUUGCAUCACAAGCCGAGGCCAUCGGACAAGGAACACAGACUGGAGACAUGGGAAGACUUGUUAGCCGUCCCUACUAGCAAUAUGACUGGCAAUCAACAGACACAUAGAUUCAGUGUCCAAGGCCCAGGUCACAUCACUCCACACUCAUUUGGCUUUAAUAAGUGGCCCAACGUUCAACAUCGUCACCAUCCUGACCCUCACCACCAUCAUUCUCACCACCCUCCUCACCAUCACCACCAUCAGACAACAAGUAGACAACCCUAUUGGAUGACUGCAGCAGUUUCAAGUGCAGACAAAGUGAAGAGGAUGGCCCAGUCGUCAGGCAGCGGUUCUCAGAUGGAGUCUCAGGAUCCAGAGAGGACGUUAGAGACACUUAAAGAGAACUUCCAAGAGGUGCAGGAGAAGAUGGCUAGAGAGGCAGUCACAGAUAUCGAGAGGAUGGAGAGAGAGCGCUGCAGAACUUUCCGUCAGAAGUUCUACGCUGCCAAUGAGCAUCCAGUGAUGGAACUGGCUGUCAAACACAUGCGUGAAGCUCCUCAGAUCAGCCGACAACUUGCCAUGGCUGAAGACAGCGACUUGAAAGAAAUUAAGCCUUCAAAAUGGUAUAUUGACUUGAAGGCAGAAGCUGUCAACAUUGCUGGUCCAGAUGACCACAUCAUCCACGACCUACUACAGAAACUUGUAAGAUGGUCCCUCGAAGAUGCCAAGUCCGUCCCUAACGCAAAGGAGAAGCUUUGCCUCUUGGUGAUGUCAAUGCCAGCCAGUGAGCUCCUAACCAUUGCUAUGCAGCAGGCUGUCCAGUUUGUCUUAGAUCAUAUCUUGUGGGCAUCUCAUAACAGUUUCUCUCAGUGGCUGCAUCAUCGCAAGAUACCUCUCAUAACUCAGACUGUAGCCACUAUCCAUUAAAAAUAGCAAAACUAUAGUAUUAUUAUAGGUUUUCGCGGUCAAAUUCAGUAAAUGAGCAGCCAAUUUCAUUUUCAUGCGUUCGAAUUGAAG
Messenger RNA from Asterias rubens (European starfish), 2304 nucleotides. RefSeq lists its product as uncharacterized. The record is from RefSeq and is a predicted model, not a curated record. Bases 1 to 2214 code for a protein of 737 amino acids. Lineage: Eukaryota; Metazoa; Echinodermata; Asteroidea; Forcipulatida; Asteriidae. The transcript is spliced from 13 exons.